Molecule: messenger RNA, 5435 nt
Organism: Orussus abietinus
Lineage: Eukaryota; Metazoa; Arthropoda; Insecta; Hymenoptera; Orussidae
Product: multidrug resistance-associated protein 7
Exons: 18
Coding region: 246-5132 (1628 amino acids)
Biological process (GO): transmembrane transport
Cellular component (GO): membrane
Molecular function (GO): ABC-type transporter activity; ATP binding; ATP hydrolysis activity
Source: RefSeq, a predicted model, not a curated record
AACCUAUAAAACAAUUGUAACCAGAGUUGACAAGUAGUGAGGGUGUCAAAGAAAAUGUACUGAAUUAUUUUAUAUGCUUCAGAAGCAGGUUGGGGACAGAGUUUUGCAAUUUAAUGCUAAUGUUGGUUUAAUCAUAAGAAAUGAUGUCUACAUAUUUGUUAAUGUAAUUUAGUGAUUUUCAUUCAUGUAAUGCAAUUCUUUUGUGCUUUUACUUAUAAUUAUUAUAAGACACACCAGUCCAAAGCAUGAAUGGUAUUUUGGCCAACGAUGGAGGCAUUGGAUCAUGGAGAUGGAAUUGGACAGAGUUGUGUGGAGCUGAAGGAGGCAUAGAGCCAUUGAAUCGUGAAACACAUGAUCUAGGCAUAUGCUUUCAACAAUUAUGCCUACAAAUUCCUGUAUUAGCCUUGAUAGCAAUAAUCUCAGCCUAUUACUGUGGAAAGCGUAGUGUUUCAUCAUCACGUGGAUAUAUUUCUUUUUACGCUCUAAACAUUAGACUGAUUGUGGCGAUAUUUUUGGCAAUUUUGCCUGUAAUCAGAGCAUAUAUUAUUCUCACUAAUGGAGCACCACCAUCUGCAAAUGAUGUCAACAUUGAAGAAAUUAAUACAGAAAGUGAACAAGAGCUGUCAUUGCCUGAUACCAACACUCUCUUUGAUACUGAGGAUAUUGCAAGGAAAAUAGAGAAUGGAUUAAAUCGAACUGGUGUUUUGGAGAAAAUUUUGUUCGCCAAUGGUUUUUAUAAUGUGAACAAUGUUAUGGGUGGUUCAUCGACAGAACAAAAUUAUGACGAUAUACUUUUAAAAUUAAAUACCAAAACACCUUCUGCCAAACCCAUAGACUAUAUUGUAGCAGGAACCGAAGGGCUCGCAUGGGUGGUUCACUUUUGUUUUCUUCUAACAUUUCGUAGAAGCAAUUUAAACCCAAGAGGCCCAGUGUUGUUAAGAGUUUUGGUGCUUCUUUUGCUCUGCACCUCUUCUUUACUUUUACGGAGUCAUAUUAAUAACACAGCACAGGACGACGUUUUGCCAAAUUUGUCUUUGGGGUUUAGUAUCAGUGUUGUCAUUCUUCUUGUGUUAUAUGCUUUAACACUGAUUCCAAAUUAUGGAUCAUCCCGUAAUAGAGAUCGCUCCAGAAAUGGAGAGGUAGGGGAGCGUACGGCACUGUUAAGUGCACCUAGCACAUCGUAUGUGCGUUUUUUGGAGGAGCAAGAUCCAAAUUAUUUAGGAACCGCUAUGGAGGAGGCUACGAUGACUUCGAUACUCCUUUUUCAUUGGGUUACUCCACUCAUGGAAAAAGGUGUCAAAGGAUUAUUGAGACAUUCCGAUGACCUUUACGAUUUGCCAGAGCACCUUGGUACCUCAUCUAUUAAUCAACAAAUUGAUAAGCACAUGAAAAAUAUGUCAACAACAGAAGUAAAUGGUUACCGAACAGUUGCUGAAGAGAUCCCAGAAGCAAGAACAGUAAGGUCAACAUCCAAAGUAUCACUGUUACGACUUUUACAUCAGUGUUUUGGGUGGCAAUUCUAUGCAGUGGGAGUGCUUAAAUUCGUCGCAGAUUGUACCGGUUUUGUGGGACCUCUUUUACUAAAUAGACUAGUUGGUUUUAUUGAAGAUAAAUCGGAGCCUAUAUACUAUGGAUAUUUGUAUGCCUUUUCAAUGUUUUUUAGUACUUUGUUUGGUGCCUUUUGUAGUGCUCACUUUACUUUCUGGAUGUCAUUGGUGGGAUUGAAGAUACGCACAGUGAUAGUUACACUCGUAUAUCGGAAGACUUUGCAUUUAUCGAAGGCUCAGCUGAAUCGAUCAUUUACCUUUGGAGAAAUUGUGAACUUCAUGAGCACUGACAGCGAUAGGAUUGUCAACAGUUGUCCUAGUUUUCACACGUUUUGGAGCAUACCUUUGCAGCUAGUAGUGACAUUAUAUCUCCUCUACAUUCAAAUUGGAAUUGCUUUUCUGGCUGGUCUGAGUUUUGCCAUUGUACUCAUUCCAGUCAACAAAGUUAUAGCGAAUAAAAUUGGACGACUCAGCACCAAAUUAAUGGAGAGCAAGGAUCAGAGAGUCAGACUCGUUGCAGAAACUUUGAGGGGCAUAACUGCUAUUAAAUUGAACGUCUGGGAGGAGCAUUUUGUACGAAGCGUUCUGAAGUGGAGGGAAAGUGAGAUUAAAUAUCUGAAGGGUAGAAAAUAUUUGGACGCGCUGUGUGUCUACUUCUGGGCUACGACACCGAUCGUCAUAUCUAUUUUGACAUUUUCAACUUAUGCACUUCUCGGCAAUCAACUCGACGCUAAGACUGUAUUUACCAGCAUGGCAUUGCUAAACAUGUUAAUUGCUCCUUUGAAUGCUUUCCCUUGGGUUUUAAAUGGCUUAACAGAGGCAUGGGUCUCGGUAAAACGAAUUCAGAAAUUGCUGGAUAUACCAGAUUUAGAUACAACAGCGUAUUAUUCGGAUCCACCAGUGGGUACAGAUAUCAUGAUGAAAAAUUUAACAUUGAGCAUGAUUGGUCGUCAAGAUCUUCAAACUACUUUUGACGUUGAACCAAAUGUUUCUUCAAAUCCAUCACCUAGUUCGGAGAGUAAGAAGAGUGUCACAUUUAAAGAUGAUGAGAUAUUCGCUUUAAAGAAUCUCAAUGUUACCAUUCAAAAGGGCCAAUUGAUUGGCAUCAUGGGCAAAAUUGGCAGUGGAAAAUCUCUUCUGUUAGACGCGAUCUUAGCAGAACUGACCCUAGAAAAAGGUACCCUUGCUGUCAACGCUAUUGACAAAGGUGUUGGAUAUGUUAAACAAAAUGCUUGGCUCCAAAGAGGCACCAUUCGAGAUAAUAUUCUUUUUGGAAAAGCGUACGACUAUAAUAAGUAUAAAAGUGUAUUGAAAGCGUGUGCUCUCACGGACGACUUAAAUUCUCUGCCAAAGAAGGAUUUAACAGGGGUGGGAGAAUCUGGAAAUACUCUAAGCGGAGGCCAGAAGACCAGGAUAGCUUUGGCUCGAGCAGUUUACGCUGAUAAAGAGAUUUAUUUAUUGGAUGAUAUCUUGGCAACUCUUGACGUUAAAGUGGCAAAACACAUUUUCCAAAAUGUCGUCCUAGGUUUAUUAAGAGGCAAGACCAGGAUAGUGUGCACUCAUCAGACACAAUAUCUGAUUCAUGCCGAUCUGGUCAUUGAGUUGUCAAAAGGGGCCAUCGUAAAGCAAGGAAGACCCUGUGAUAUUUUACCAGAUCUGGAGGAUUAUUUGUUGUCCUCCGAGUCUAUAGAGUCGGAUUUAGACGUAGGCUCUAUAAAAGGCUUGCCGAAAGAGUUUCAUGAGUUGGAUGAAGGUGGAAAGGACACAGUUCUGGAUAAUGAAUUCAUCGAAAAAGGAACGGUACAUCUGAGGGUGUACACCUGUUAUUUGAAAGCCAUUGGCCGAUAUCUGGCCAUGACGAUAUUCCUAUCUAUGAUUUUAAUGCAGACCUCAAAGAACAUCACAGACUUGUGGCUUUCGUAUUGGGUCACUCGGACCAAUGCUACCAUUAAUUCUACGAACUCUGCCCAUCCUGCGCUAUUGGCUAGCACCUUUGAUUAUUAUGACACGAACAGUGUGAAUUAUUAUUUAACCAUUUAUGGGAUUCUUGCAAUACUUAAUUCAGUUUUUACCCUGAUCAGAGCGUUCAUCUUUGCCUACGGAGGUAUCCAAGCUGCAAUAUCGAUGCAUAAACAGCUGCUGAAAACGAUCAUCAGGGCAAAAGUGCAAUUUUUUGAUGUUCAACCUCUGGGCAGGUUGCUUAAUAGAUUCUCGUCGGACACUUAUACAGUAGACGAUUCUCUUCCAUUUAUUAGCAACAUUUUGCUGGCACAAGUGUUCGGACUAAUUGGGACAAUCAUUGUCACCGUUUAUGGUCUGCCAUGGAUAUUUUUAAUUUUGGUUCCCUUAGUGCCAAUUUAUCAUUGGAUCCAGAAUCAUUAUAGGUUGACAUCGAGAGAACUUAAACGACUCUCCAGCAUUGCCUUAUCGCCAUUGUAUGCGCACUUUAGUGAAACUUUGCAAGGGCUUAGCACGAUUCGAGCUUUUCAAGUAGUGCCACGUUUUAAGCAGGAAAACGACCUCUACCUCGAUUCAAGUCAAAAGACACAAUUUGCAUCCAUCGCGGCCAGCCAGUGGCUCGCUUUGAGAUUGCAGUUCAUCGGUGUUGCACUUUUAACGGGGGUUUGUAUAAUGGCGGUAAUGCAACAUCAAUAUGACAUCGCCGAUGCAGGAUUAAUCGGGUUGGCCAUUUCCUAUGUUCUAUCCGUUACCGGAUUAUUAUCAGGAGUUGUGAAUGCCUUCACUGAAACGGAAAGAGAGAUGAUAGCCGUGGAAAGGAUAAAGCAGUAUUUGGAGAGCACUUCUUUAGAACCUAUCGAUGGCGAAAGCCCGCCGUAUGCGUGGCCAGGUCAGGGUGUGGUCGAAUUUAAAGACGUCGUCCUUAAAUACAGGGAUUAUCUUGCACCUUCUCUCAAAGGGAUUUCAUUCGCUACCAGACCAGCCGAGAAGAUUGGAAUCGUUGGAAGGACCGGAGCAGGGAAAAGCUCGAUUUUCGCCUCGCUGUUCAGACUGGCAGAAAUAGCAUCUGGAGAGAUAUUAGUUGACAAUGUUAAUAUUCAAACUUUACAGCUAUACGCCUUGAGGUCUCGUUUGUCGAUCAUACCGCAAAAUCCAUUCUUGUUUUUGGGCACCGUUCGGGAAAAUGUAGACCCAUUAAAUCAGUAUCCGGAUUCGCAGGUGUACAAAGCUCUUGAGAAGUGCAAGGUGCAUUCCUUGGUGUAUCGUUUAGGUGGUUUAGGUGCCACCUUGGAAGAGGGUGGCAGUAAUUUAAGCGCUGGUCAGAGGCAGCUCUUUUGUUUGGCCAGAGCUGUUUUGCAUAACGCUAAGAUUUUGUGCAUCGACGAGGCCACUGCUAAUGUCGAUCAGGAGACGGACAAGUCUAUACAGACGACUAUAAAAUCUUCCUUUAGGAGCGCGACUGUGAUUACGAUUGCUCACAGAAUAAGAACGAUCAUGCACUGCGACAGAGUGAUGGUGAUGGGAGAUGGCGAAGUACUGGAAUUCGAUGAGCCAAAUUUAUUGCUCCAAAACAUCGAAUCGCAUUUUUUCCACAUGGCCAGUCAAGAGUUUUCGGAGGAAGAAUGAACUUGAAAUUUACGCUGUCUAGAUAGGUGUAAAUAUUUAAUUGUGAUCGAUAUCAUGUACAUACCACUUUAAAUGUUUAACCCUACACGUAAGGAAUUACCAUGCAUCUAUUUUGUACAUAUACAAAGUUAACCUAACACGUGAAGUAUCUAUAUUACUAGUGACAUUAAUUUUUUGUAAUACGAAAGUCUGAAGGGCCAUCCUUCACCGUUAUUAUUAUAUUUGUAUAUUACAGGAGUCUGCAAUCUAAGAUUACGAAUUUCCUGUUAUCGUUAUAGAUGAUAAAAACGACAUAAUUUAGAA